CCGACUUCGCUGUUCUCUCAUCCACCCAAACAUAUCUCAUAUAAUCAACGGCUUCUCAAUUACCGUCUGUUGCCAAACUGCUUAGAUGACGACCCCGGCCUCCACUCCGACCGACUUCAAGAAUGCCGUCGCGGUGGCCAAGGCGGUGCUGUCCGCCGCGGCCUCCGUGACGGCCACCGCAAUGGUGGUGCAGUCGAUGGUCCACACGAUCGUCCCCCGUGAGUUCCAGGGCUUCCUCUUCUCCGGGAUCCGCCGCUUCUUCUCUCGCUUCUCCAAUGAAUUGACCCUGGUCGUCGAUGAGUACGACGGGUUCAUCCAAAACGAGCUCUUCGAGGCGGCCCAGGUGUUCUUGGCUGCCAAGCAAACCCCUUCGACGACGCGCAUCCGGGUGUCCAAGCCCACGAAGGAGAACCACUUCACUCUGGCUAUGGACCGGAAUCAAGCGCUGGUGGAUACGUUUCAUGGGGUUGAGCUCAAGUGGGUUCGCGCGUCGAGACAAGUCGACUCGGGCUACCGAGUUCAUCACGGCCAUAACUCCUCGGUUCAGUACGAAGUUCAGUACUUCGAGCUCAGUUUUCACAAGAAACACAGGGAGAUCGUGCUGAAUUCAUAUCUGCCGUUUGUCCUCGGCGAGGCCAAGUCCAUGAAGCAGGGGAAGAAGACGUUGAAGCUCUACACUCCGAGCUUCGACCGCGUCUAUCGCGGUAAUCGCUCGGAUGUGUGGGCCUCGGUGAACCUCGAUCACCCGGCGACAUUUGAGACGCUGGCCAUGGACCUAGAGCUCAAGAAGACAAUCGUCGACGAUCUCGAGAGGUUCUUGAAGCGGAAGGAGUACUACAGGAGAGUCGGCAAGGCGUGGAAAAGAGGGUACUUAUUGUACGGACCGCCCGGCACGGGGAAAUCGAGCCUGGUCGCGGCGAUGGCCAAUUACUUGAACUUCGACAUAUACGACCUCGAGCUGAGUGGGCUCCAUAGCAAUGCGGAGCUCAGGAGGCUGCUCGUUGCCACUGCAAAUCGGUCCAUAUUGGUGGUCGAGGACAUCGAUUGCACCAUUGAGUUGCAAGACAGGUUGUCCGCAACCCGAGCUGCGCGCAUGAGUAUCAUGCCGGAUGGUUAUCCGCGAGAAGAUCUGACAUUGUCUGGAUUGCUCAACUUCAUCGACGGGCUUUGGUCGAGCUGCGGGGAUGAGCGGAUCAUAGUCUUCACGACGAACCACAAGGAGAAGUUAGACCAGGCCCUGCUGCGCCCCGGGCGCAUGGACGUGCACCUUCACAUGUCCUAUUGCACCCCGUGCGGGUUCCGGCUUCUCGCUUCUAAUUAUCUCGGGAUCGAUCGCCACGAGCUCUUCGACCAGAUCGAGAGUUUGAUCGCGGCGGCAAGAGUCACUCCGGCCGAAGUAGCGGAGCAGUUGAUGAAGAGCGACGAACCGGAGGUCGCCCUCAGGGACGUGGUUUCCUUCCUCGUUAAUCACAGGAGGAACGAAAACGAAGAAGUCAUAAACGAGAAAGUUUGUCAGUGCCAAUUGGUUGAAGAAAACGGAGGGACUGAAGAGGAAAGCGGAAAGUGCGAAGUAAUUGAAGAAAAACAAUAAA
Rhodamnia argentea is the source of this 1592-nucleotide messenger RNA. Its product is annotated as AAA-ATPase At3g50940-like. The transcript is spliced from 3 exons. NCBI's taxonomy places the organism in Eukaryota, Viridiplantae, Streptophyta, Magnoliopsida, Myrtales, Myrtaceae. The record is from RefSeq and is a predicted model, not a curated record. Gene Ontology annotation, molecular function: ATP binding; ATP hydrolysis activity. Bases 86 to 1591 code for a protein of 501 amino acids.